Messenger RNA from Aedes albopictus (Asian tiger mosquito), 3629 nucleotides. RefSeq lists its product as uncharacterized. The record is from RefSeq and is a predicted model, not a curated record. Lineage: Eukaryota; Metazoa; Arthropoda; Insecta; Diptera; Culicidae. The transcript has 2 exons. The coding region runs from base 129 to 3152 and encodes 1007 amino acids.
GAAGACACUAAUCCCGUGUCGAAACGUUGGGCAGUUAAUAAACAUCGUUUCACUGUUAAAAGACUGCGUAGCCGUUUCUAAGAGAAAGUUGAAUCCCAACAGUCGAACCUCCAAUAGCAUAUAACAUAAUGGCAGCUUUACAGCAUUCAUUCUUUCGGUACAUUGACGAAAACUACGAACACAGUACAGCAGACGCAAUGAAGUCAUACGCGUCCAACAACAAAAAAUUGGCAAAUCUCCAGAACCAGAAAUCGUUCCUCAUCAUGUGCAGACGACAGGGGGUUUUCCCGUCUCACAUUGUAAACUCGUUUAAAUGCGUACAUCAGCUCCUGGCAGAAAAUGGUCCGUAUGUCAACAAAAUCGACAGAACCAUCAAUAGAUUCAAGAGGGCCAUUCUGAAUCUAGAAAUAAAGCAAACGUUCUUCAAGAUAAAACAGGUGGAAAAACAAAUGAAGACGUUGGUUUCCGAUAUCCGCUCCCUCACCAGCGAGAGCGUGAUCAACGAGUUCAUAAUCACGCAAAGAGCAGCGCAUAACGGGUGGCUAGGCAGGAACAGCAGACGAACAUCAAGGAAGUUGACGAAUAUCGUGCAGGGUAUAACCAGUAACGACAGACAGCAACCGUCGUUCAACGAGCGUGCCAUCCUCAACGCAACCGAACUGGAUAUACCCACGAACACCCUGCACCUGUUAAGUCUCGGUCCCAAGUUCGCUCUUCCUACCACAUCGUUGUCGCAGAUAGCGUUCUACCAUCUCUUUGCCGAAACAGAGAGAAUUCUGCUCACGAAUGGAGACAAAAAAGUGCAAGACACCAACCGAUGCCGAAUCGUGAAUGUAACUCAAAAUUUCAUUCACGGCUUCCACUCGAUGGUGGAUACACGAGACAGCGUCACCAAGUUCUGUGUGUCGGCAACCAAUACUACAAAAAGGUUCCUACAGUCCCACCCGGAAAUAUGCGUUCUGUCGGCAGACAAGGGGAACAGGACGGUGAUAAUGAGGAGGGAGGAUUAUGACAACAAAAUGCGGGCGUUGGUAAAUGAUGCUACCACCUACGAAAAGGUUAAGACAGAUCCCACGUCCAGGUACCAAAGUGGGAACAACAACAUAGUCAAAAGGCUCAAAGAUCUCAAGCUCAUCGACUACAGAACAGCGAACGACCUUACCUCGACCAAUGCGAUAUGUCCCCGAAUCUACGGACAGCCAAAAGCGCACAAGCCGGAUCUACCCCUGCGCCCCGUAAUCCCCAACGUAACAGCCCCAACAUACAAGCUGGCCAAAUACAUCGCUGGGAUCCUGCAAAGCUCCUUCCAUAGCCAGUACAACACCUCCAGUUCAUUCGAAUUCUGCAACGAGGUCAACAAUAUCACACUUCCAGAGGGGUACAUCAUGAUCUCCCUAGAUGUUACGUCGUUGUUUACCAACGUCCCCCGGAGGUUGGUGAUUAAGAGCAUAAUUGAGCGAUGGAAUGAAGUCAAAACUCACAUAAACCUAGACCUGUUCUUGGAGAUUGUGGAGUAUUGUAUGGUAGCCAGCUACUUCUGCUUCGAAGGCCAAUACUUUAAGCAGACGUUUGGCACGGCAAUGGGCAGCCCACUUUCCCCCAUAAUAGCGGACAUUGUGCUGGACUCGGUGAUAUGCACAGCUAUGCAAUCUCUACCAUUUGAGAUAACGAUAUUCAGAAAAUACGUGGACGACAUUUUCAUGGCGAUCCCACGGAACAGCAUACAACUAGUCCUCGAAACCUUCAACAGCAUAGAACCGAGGUUGCAGUUCACAAUCGAGUGCGAAAAGGAUCAUCGUCUAGCGUUCUUGGAUAUGACGGUCAUCCGCAACGAGGACCAAACUCUGACGACAGAUUGGUACGCGAAACCGAUCGCCUCCGGCAGGAUGCUGAAUUACACGUCUUUCCACCAGCCAAAGCAUAAAAUCAACGUGGCGAACAACUUUAUUCACCGAGUAUGCUCGCUAACCCGCAACAAAACAAUGCAGGAAAUCACCGAUUUGAUCCACCACCACCUUCGGAUAAACAACUACCCCAAGCACCUGAUCAACAGACUGCUGAACAUGUACACCACCAAACCCGAAGCAACCCAUCCUCAAACCAGCAACCCACCCAGCCGACCAUCAUGCCAGCUAUCUCCCAUACCACCCACAACACCGCCAAGAACCGCCAACACAACAGAAUCCACCCAACACCAACCAUUUCAUCAGCCACACACCCAACCAGCCAUAAUGCCAGAUAGCCACCCACAAACCAACAGCCCACCCAGCCGACCAUCAUGCCAGCUAUCGCCCGUUCCGCCCACAACAUCGUCAACAUCCGGCAAUACCACAGGAUCCACUUUAUGCCAGCCGCAACACCAGCCACCAUCCCAGCCAGCCAUCCUGCCAGCAAAUCCAACCCAACUUGAUCCACCGCUUCAAAAUUCGUCUGAUGUCAUCAUUGCAGAUCAAAACCUCCAAACCAGAACAACCAGCAUCAACCAAACUAUCAACACGACCGGACCGAUGAAUCACCUACAGAGAGCAGAACAACCUGAAAUGACACAAUAUGAAAAAACCUACAGAUCAAUUCCAUAUGUACCUACCCUCACACGACGAAUCACCAAGAUACUGGCCAAGGACUACCCAAACAUUACGAUCACCACUAGACAAUCACGGAUGGUUAACCAGCUCCAUACGAAAGUGAAACACCCUACAAAUAGAGGAGAAAUAAGCAACGUAAUUUACAAGAUUCCAUGUAACAACUGUGAUAGCUGUUACGUUGGAAUGACCAGAAACAACCUGAGUAGGAGACUGAUAGGACACAAAAGUAACGUAAACAAACUGGAGAAAAUUAUGAGCAACAGUCAGACUAACACAGAUACAGCGAAAGCAACACUAAUAGAAACAACCACCGCUCUAAUCCAACACUGCAUACAACACAACCAUAGAUUCAACUUAGACCUAACACAGAUUAUAGAUCACAGCUACAAACCGACCAUACUACCAUUCCUUGAAAUGUGUCACAUCACGAAUACAGACCAUACAGUUAAUAAGCGAACAGACAUCGAUAGGCUAAGUACUACAUACGCAGCAGUGUUGCACAGCAUCAAGAAUAUGACCAUACGCUACAAACCGAACACACAAGACAAUUCUGUAGACCAAACGUAGUUAUUAAGAUAGGGCAUUAUCGCUACCAACCAAUAUUCGAACAAAACUGGGGAGAUUCUAAACGUGAAAUUGCGCCAUUGCCAAUUGUCCGUUGAAAGUAAAAACAAUUCAUUAAGUCAUGUACCAAAAAAACAUUACCAGGACAGUUACAGUUAGACAAAACACAAGACCAGAACGACCAAGUUAAUUUCCCCUGAAGAAGACACUAAUCCCGUGUCGAAACGUUGGGCAGUUAAUAAACAUCGUUUCACUGUUAAAAGACUGCGUAGCCGUUUCUAAGAGAAAGUUGAAUCCCAACAGUCGAACCUCCUGUUGGGAGGAAACUUUCGGGUUCUUACGAGCCGAAACACCGUAUCAUUGGGUGUAGUUCGAAGCUGAAAGCUAAGCCUUUAAUUAGUUUUAUAACGGUUUACAAAUUACAAAAACACUUACAUCGGUCACCCUAGUUUUUAAAAUUCUUCCCAACAAAUGGAUUGA